This is a messenger RNA of Ilyonectria robusta, 951 nucleotides long. RefSeq lists its product as uncharacterized. The coding region runs from base 352 to 951 and encodes 199 amino acids. NCBI's taxonomy places the organism in Eukaryota, Fungi, Ascomycota, Sordariomycetes, Hypocreales, Nectriaceae. The transcript is spliced from 3 exons. The record is from RefSeq and is a predicted model, not a curated record.
GCUCAAUUGAGUACCAGUUUCUUGGGGCAUUCACGCGGUCACUCGCUAAGCACGUGACAACUCCGAAUGCUGCCCUUACCGUGAGCAAACCCAUCCAUGUCAUUCAUCCCGUUGGCAUUGAGAAGCGACACGACAAAAAAGAUGCGACAACUCAGCCAAUGCCCGAGAUAUAAUAGCCUCGAGCUCUGAGGGCCCAGACGAGGUUCAGUUCAUGUGGUCGUGAGCUCUGGGCAGCGGAACCUCCCAAGAUGCCACUAUUAUUUCUAAUGAGGACGAUAUCGUCUUUGUGCGCGAGAAACAGUUGAGGACUCAUCCCAUCAAACAUGAUACGUCCAUCAUCAAACAAGAUCCAUGUGUUGUCCUUGUGAGCCGGAAGCAGUCGAGAACCCAUCGUCAGGACCUGGAGCGACCAGACAAUCAUAUUGUGACUCCUCCCUCUUUGUCCCGUUACGCUCCACCUCAGAGCAACACGACCACCCAGGAACACCUCUGGCACCCAGGAACACCUCUGGCACCCAGGAACACCUCUGGCACCCAGGAACACCUCUGGCACCCAGGAACACCUCUGGCACCCAUAGAAAUGGGAGUCCUUGUCAGCGACAAGGGCUUGACUGUGAUGAUCCAUCCGUUGAUCGGAUUCCACGUCGCACCAACACAUUGACGACUCGUCGCGUGCCCAAACUCGCCGAUUUCUUCAUCGUUGUCACUGAAAGGCCUCCCUUCUUGCGUUUACGAAGCGGCCCCGGCUGGCUUGUCGAGGAGUACCGGGCCUUGGGCAAUAUAUCCGCUCAGGUUCGCAUCUCACCGCGGCUACAACCGUCCUUGAAUGCCAAGAUCCUCACAGAGGACAUCACAAGUGCCAACUGGGUUAACCGCAGAUUGGCCCCCGUCAUCGCCGAACGGGCAAAGUCAGAGUUCCGAGACCCAGAGACGGAUAACAUAUAUUACUAG